AUGAAGUCCCCUUACUUCAAAAGGCUGGAGCCGUUGUCCCAGGCAUAUCAGGUGCUUGAUGACGCUGUAAGUCUACCAUGGACUGAGGUCAAAACUCAAGAGGAGACAAUGUGUGGGCAACUUGGACAAUUUUCAUUUGUACAAAAGAUCAAGAUUCAUGGCGAUCAUCAUAAUUUAGGAAACCGAAACGAUCAUUUCGCCCUGAAGAUCCUAGAUACGGAAAAGAGGCCCUAUGCUGCUAAAACUUCUUUCGAGAGGGAGUUGGAUGCGAACCAGAGAACUACGCACCCUCGAAUUACCCCCCUCCUAACCGCUUUUGAGCACAGAAACAGAUUGUACCUCAUAUUCCCAUGGGCCAGCGGGGGGAACCUCAAGCAAUUGUGGGAGGGAAGCACAGACCGCGGAUUUGCAGAUCACGAUUGGUUUUCGUUUGAUUGGAUGGUAGACCAAUGCUAUGGUAUCGCUGACGCUUUGUCCACAUUUCAUGAAGGGAACUCCGAACACAGCCGCCGCGCCUUCAUACACCAAGAUAUUAAACCAGAAAACAUAUUAUGCUUCGCGACUUCCAAAGAUGGGAAGAGUUCUUACACGCUGAAAUUGGCGGACUUUGGCUUUUCCGGAGAAGUUGAUAGAAACUUCCAAAUCAAGAAGGGCAGAGUGCCACACACCAAAACCUAUCGGCCACCCGAGCAAGACCUUGAGGGACAUUAUAUAGACCUCAAGUGGGAUGUAUGGUGUUUAGGAUGCCUAUAUCUCGAAUUUAUCACAUGCGCAGUCCUAGGCUGGCCGCAUAUUAAGACGUUUCAAGAGGAGCGCUCUCAAGAGACAUACGACAAGGUCCAUCAAACCCGCAUACAGGAAGACAUAUUCUUCGAGAAACGAGAUGUAAACUGGAUGUUCUCGUGGUUCGGAAAGCAGGGGGGUAAAACUAGCGCCAGAGUCAAGCCUACAGUCACCUCACACAUAAAACGCUUACGAAGCCAGGAGAAAUCUACUGCCACUGUGAAGUCUUUUCUUGAUUUUAUUGAGAAUAAUAUGUUGGUCGUGGACACCAGGAAACGGGCUUCGUCAGAUGAUGUUCGUGAAUUUUUGGGAGGAUUGAAGCUGAGUGGGGGGUAUGAAACUGUAACCCAACAGAUGCCAGUGAAGCCCGGGCUGGUGCCAUGGCUGAUGUCACUUUUGAGAAGGUUAUGGUGGAGUGGGGGAGACCAAGGAGGAGUUUACGUGCCAUACAUGUAA
Colletotrichum truncatum is the source of this 1239-nucleotide messenger RNA. Its product is annotated as serine/threonine protein kinase. Gene Ontology annotation, biological process: peptidyl-serine phosphorylation; peptidyl-threonine phosphorylation. The record is from RefSeq and is a predicted model, not a curated record. Lineage: Eukaryota; Fungi; Ascomycota; Sordariomycetes; Glomerellales; Glomerellaceae. Gene Ontology annotation, molecular function: protein serine/threonine kinase activity; ATP binding.